Messenger RNA from Knipowitschia caucasica, 540 nucleotides. NCBI's taxonomy places the organism in Eukaryota, Metazoa, Chordata, Actinopteri, Gobiiformes, Gobiidae. The record is from the annotation of a GenBank genome assembly.
AUGCCCAACAAUAUUCCUUCUUUACCAAAACAAAUACUGACACUCCUCCUUUUGUCUAUUGUCUCCAAACUCCUUCACACUCUCAGUCCUGUUACGCAGCCUGAAUUUCGCCACAUCUGCUUCUGGUCCAGACCACUCACACCCUGGAUCCCCGUGGAGCCGGAGGGAGCCCCCUGCGCUCCCUCCCCCCAGCUCGGGCCUCUCUCUCUGGGCACGGAGCAGCCAGAUGCCAGCCCUGUCGCAGAGGCUUGUUACGACACGCCACAGAAACCCCUCAUUCUCGCCAUGAUCCCGGUGCUAACCUGUACCAUCGAUCCAGGCCAGCUCAUCAGGGCCUUUCAGAGCGCCCUCAGCCAAUCAGAGCGCUCGGAACCUCUCAUCACUGACAGCCGCAGAAGGAGAAGGAGACAUCGCGGAGCCGUGUUCCUCCUUGGCGUUUGGAUGGCGGCGGCGGUAAUGGCGGUCGUGCUGCAGAGAGGGUGCUCCUUGUUCCUGGGAGAUGAUGAUCCAGGUUCAAUUCCACGGAGGGUCCGGGAAUGA